UUUUCUUCGUUGCCUUGGUAGCGACUGAUUCGGUGUUUUCAUCAAGCACGUUAGCUACUAGCUAGCUAGCUAUAUAGCAAACCUAACGUCAGCAGGAUUCAUCGGCUUAGGAUGGAUAUUAAAGAGCGUAGUCUUAUAGGCGGAGAGAACAUUGGUAACAUCGUUGAAAUGGUGGACAUGGAGGAGGAGGACUUUGCAGUUUCAAGCUCGACAGACGCUGAAGCAGCCUUCGAUGCAGUGAUUGGAAGCAUAGAAGACAUUAUUAUGGAGGAGGAGUUCCAGCAGCUGCAGCAGAACUUCAUGGAGAAACACUACCUGGAGUUUGAGGACUCUGAGGAGAACAAGCUCAGCUACACUCAGAUCUUCAACAAAUAUAUUGAACUGUUGGAGAAGCACUUAGAGCAACAGCUGAUACAGAGGAUUCCUGACUUCAGCAUGAGUUCCUUCACUCUGCUGUUGAAGCAGCACAAGGAUCAAGUGUCCGACGACAUCUUCGAUAUGCUUUUGACGUUCACCGACUUUGUGGCCUUCAAGGAGAUGUUUGUCGACUAUAGAGCUGAGCGUGAGGGCCGCAGGCUGGACCUUAGCCAAGGUCUUGUGGUGAGGUCCCUAAACUCUGCAUCUUCCAAACCGUUAAACAAGAAGACUACAAGUACAGGACUGGAGUGACACACACACAUACACAUCAUACAGAUAUACAUUAACUUUAGGGCAACAGAGGAUGAAGUGUUUGCAGGACUUACCAGUUCACCUAGAGGAACACGAGCUCUGCUACAAGUCUGCUGACUACCAUUGCGGACAACCUUCCCUUGUUCCGCCAUACAGACACCUGUAUCCUUACCAUGGGAAAACAGCAACAUCUAUCUGUACAUACUAAGCGUGAACUUGAGUCUUGUGCCUGUGAAUGUAACCGAUGUGUCUGAAGCACUUGAAAUGUCUUUGUUUUGUAAAAUUAAAAUGUGAAGGUCAUUUUUUUGCUUACUGUUUUGUUGGUAGAUGGUUUGUUUGUAGUUGGUAAAGUGAAAAUGCAUCAGCAUCUUUCAUCGAAAUUUCUCUUCAUUUAGAGUGGUACCACCACUGUCCAACUAGCCAAUGGAAGUUUGUCUAUUCAUGAUGUAUUAAUAACAUUGAUUGAUACAUAAACAGUGUUUUCUACCUUUCUUUAAUAUAGGACUUAUUGCACUGUAUGUCACUGGUUUGUACAUACUGUCUGUAAAUAUCCAUGUUUUACAAAUAAAGAUAUUGAAUCGUUCUGUAAAAUCACAUUCUAGUUUAUUUAAUUUAAGUACUGAUAAGUUGGGACCAACAGCUCCUAAACUCAAACUUACAUAGGUCUUCAAACUGAUAUUUGUAUAAAAGGGAUACUGCAUAUCAAGUGGCACAUUACUCUACUGCUUCAUAAAUAAACACAUCAUUUCAUGUUUGGUCUAGAAAGGACACAGGUGAGUGUUUUAGACAUGGUUAUGAGCACCAGGACAAGUCUCUAUCCACCCCCUGACUGACCUUUAGGUCGGUGUGCUAGCUCCCGUGACACAGAGCCCUAUCCCGUCCAGUAUAACCACAGCCAUAUAGAAUAAAAGUACAGUUCUGUGCAACGCUGUACUGCCAACAUGAACACAUAUCUGAAUGAUUAACAGCUGUCAGCAUAGCAAUAGUUGCCGUGGGACGCCAGUUUGACGUCUGUUGGCGUCAUGCACACAGCAACCAUAGUCAAGACUCAGCAAGCUGCCAAGGCCCCAGUUUAUCAAAUAAAUCAUCCUAUACACAGAGGAAACAGUAGCCAACAGGUCAACGGUAAACAGUAUACAUCCAGCACCCAACAAGUGCUUGAGGGUGCUUGUCUUGUGCAGUGAGGGGCUUUAAGUAUUUUUCUCUGUAUUUUUACAGAGUCCCAAUGGCUGGCAACGUUUCUGUUGUGUACCAGUCUUUCAGUGUAGACUGCAGUGCAGUGGAGUCUAGUGUGUCCAGAGAGUCAGGAGAGUCCG
Messenger RNA from Hypomesus transpacificus, 1985 nucleotides. RefSeq names its product ADP-ribosylation factor-like 2 binding protein (gene arl2bp). Gene Ontology annotation, biological process: positive regulation of tyrosine phosphorylation of STAT protein; maintenance of protein location in nucleus. Lineage: Eukaryota; Metazoa; Chordata; Actinopteri; Osmeriformes; Osmeridae. Gene Ontology annotation, cellular component: mitochondrial intermembrane space. The record is from RefSeq and is a predicted model, not a curated record. The coding region runs from base 112 to 669 and encodes 185 amino acids. The transcript has 7 exons.